This is a messenger RNA of Aspergillus nidulans FGSC A4, 733 nucleotides long. RefSeq lists its product as uncharacterized. Lineage: Eukaryota; Fungi; Ascomycota; Eurotiomycetes; Eurotiales; Aspergillaceae. The transcript is spliced from 4 exons. The record is from RefSeq and is a predicted model, not a curated record. The coding region runs from base 89 to 733 and encodes 214 amino acids.
CACUGCCUCUCCUUUCAAGAGAAGACUCGACAUAGCUUUUUUUUUUUCACCGCUGCGUCCAGAUUCAGUCGCUUACUGUGUUGUCGAAAUGCGGUUCCUCUGUCUACAUGGUGCCAGCACAAGCGGGGAAAUCUUCGAGAUUCAAGCUGGCGGUCUCGUCCAAGCCCUCGAAUCCCAAGGUCACGAAUUCCACUUCAUAAACGGCCGUCUCAACUCUGACUGCGAACCUGAACUGAAAGGCAUUGUCCCUCCCCCCUUCUACAGUCACUACCCGAGGGACGUAUGCCCAGGCACAGACCUUGCCGCCGCAAUCCAGUACACCUUGCGUACAAUGGAGCGGGAGGGUCCCUUUGACGCGGUGAUGGGGUUUUCGCAGGGCGCAGCGCUUGCGUACUCACUGCUUGAUCAUCAUGUUCACACGAAAGGUCCGGACGCGCCGCCACUGUUUAAGGCCGCAGUGUUUAUAUGUGCGGGGAUACCGUAUGAGUUGGAUGGGAAGGGGCCUGUUAGCCUACCAGAGGGUGAGUAUAGGGUUAGGAUUCCGACGGCGCAUUUUGUGGGCAGGCAAGAUCCGUUAUAUGAGCAGGGGUUGAAACUGUUCGGGCUUUGCGAGCCGGGGAAGGCGGAAGUUUAUGAUCAUGGAGGGAAGCACAUGAUUCCAUUUGAUGCGGGGAAUAAUGAUAGGAUGGUGGAGAUCAUAAAGAGGGCUAUAGAGAGGGCCGGGAAGGAAUAA